GUUUCACAAAGUUUGAAGGUGCAUCAGAGUUGUAAAUAAACCUGCAGUUUGCGUUUAGGAUGAGGAGCUCUGUCAUACACACUAACUAAACUAACACAGCAAAAAAAAAAAAGAAACUUAAUGAUCUACUCUUGAAGUGCACUUGAGAUGACGUAGUGCACAUACAGCCGCGCCAAGGGCAAAAGUAUAAUCGGGACGCAAGAAAGCAAAAAAAAAAAAAGAAAGAAAAAAGUUGUUCCUGGAAACAGAGGAAAAGGAUCGCGGGGAAGCUGCGGAGGGAUUUCUAACCGGCUCAACUUUUUUUCUCACUUAUCAAAAACUCGGCAAGAAACACCAGAAAUGAGAAUAAAGUGAACAACUCGGAGGACUGAAGGGUCCGGUCAGUUUGGGGAACAGUGUCCGCUCAUUGCAAGCAUUACCCUUGGACACCCAUCUUUGAUAUAAAACCAUCUUCUCAAGACACAGCUGUGGGAAUAAGAGUUCUUCAUGAGCGCAGAUCCUUUGCCGAAUCUGCCUCAGCCAUGAGUGGAAAAGGUUGCCAGCUCCUGGUGUCUCCCUGCAGCAUUCCUCCAUCACUGAAUACAAUCAGAGGCCACCAGUCCCAGACCAUCGGGAUACCCCUGUCUUCCUCACCUCAACAAGCCGGACUUAGGUCGUCCACAGGCAGAACGGAGAAAGCAAAAAGCAGAAGCAUCCAUUCUUUAGCUUUUGGAAACCAAAAUGAGGGCCAUGUUGUCCUCCCUAACCUGAGCCUCCGCAGAAAAGUGUUGACCAAUGGGAAAACUUUAACGGUGCCACCCGGGAACCCAGAGCAAAUACCCGCUUUUCCACUUCAGAGCACAACUAAGACAACUGCCAGGAACGCAAAACUCCUAAACUCUUCUAUCUACAGUGUCAAAGCUGAUUUUGCAGUGUCUGGAUCCACAUUUGAUGCCUCUGGUCCGGCAGCGGGUGUUAACCUAACAGUGACCAGUAGUCCUAUAAGUGCUUUCUCAGUGCCAACAUUUCCUGCGAGACUUCGGCCUCCGUCCUCUCACAGUGUGCCAUUUUCUCACAACGAUGCCAGGUCCUUAUUUUCCAGAGAAUCCCUGGCGUCCACCACCCUCAGCCUGUUUGAAACCCAGUCUGUGUUUAGUAGCAAACAGGACUGGGCAUAUGGCUACCGUGUGCUCCCCCCCGUGGGACUACCUCAGAGCUGCGCCCAAGCCAGUGAGGGCGGUGAACAACUCAGCCUCUCCCCCGGCACGGCCAUGUCGGGCACCACCGCGUCAGGAGAAACAAGCGCCUCUGCCUCCCUGCCCUCGUAUCUUUUUGCUGCUGAGGCUGGAAGCCCGAGACAAUCUCAUGCGAAGAAGAGAGCGCUUUCCACGUCGCCAUUGUCAGACGUCAUGGGGAUUGACUUUAACAGCAUUAUACGGACUUCGCCCACGUCGCUUGUGGCUUACAUCAACGGUUCUCGCAGCUCUCCGUCAUCCCAUCUCACCCUCUCUCCUGUUCACUCUGAUGGAUAUGGUCAUUUCUUAGGAGUGAAAGGUCGCUGUAUACCCCACCACCAUCCAUGCAGCGUGCCGGGCCCUACCCAAGCAUUAACCCUGCUGUCAGAGUGUGGCCGUAUGCAGGUGCUUGACGAGGGAGGGGGCCUGGAGAACCAGAUGGCUAACAUGAUGGUGGGGCCGCAGUGCCUUUCACAUGAAGAAGGGUUCCUGGAAAAGACUUCAGAGAGUUGCAGCCAAAUGUCUAACUGCAUUCUACCACCGUUGCAGCCAGAGACAGCGUCGUUGACGAGGGUCCAAGAAGCCGCCGUUCCACAUGGGCCUCCUCCCCCUUACCACUCGCAUCAUCACAUAAACCCUUCCAGAUACCACUGCAAAAUGAAGGCCCAGUCUCAGAACACUGCCAUGCAAUCUCCCAUGUUUCCACACAGGCACGGAGUCAGCUUUUUACCACAGAUUCCCAUGCUGGAGGAGGAGGAAGGGGAGGCGGAGGACUGCGGCACCCACUGCUGCAGGUGGCUGGAUUGCACUGCAGUUUACGACCAAAAGGAGGAGCUGGUAAGGCACAUAGAGAAGCUGCACGUGGACCAGCAAAAGGCAGAGGACUUCACGUGCUAUUGGGUUGGCUGUCCACGAAACUUUAAGCCAUUCAAUGCCAGAUACAAGCUUCUUAUCCACAUGAGGGUCCACUCCGGAGAGAAACCCAACAAAUGCUCGUUUGAAGGCUGCAGCAAGGCUUUUUCUCGACUUGAAAACCUGAAGAUUCACCUGCGCAGCCACACAGGGGAGAAACCCUAUCUGUGUCAGCACCCAGGGUGCCACAAGGCUUUCAGCAACUCGAGCGACAGAGCUAAACACCAGCGAACACACCUGGACACAAAGCCAUAUGCCUGCCAGGUGCCUGGCUGUGCAAAACGCUACACUGACCCCAGUUCAUUGAGGAAACACAUGAAGUCUCAUUCUACCAAAGAGCGGCAGUUACGGAAGAAGAUGAAAUCUUCCACCGAUGCAGCCCAAGGAACACUGGCUGACUGUUUGACCAUUCACCCUCUACAUCCCGACAUUUCCCCGCCGGCAAGGCUAGACAACAGCUUGAACCCAGCUCUCGGUGCGUCUCAUGAGACAUACUGCUGUGCAACACAAGGACAGGAUCCUUAUCACAGUCCCUGCUUGGCUCAGAUGUUCUCCAUGCCAGAUAACUACAGGUUUGUUGAUGAGCUGAUCUCCAGGGACUCCUCCGGGCCUUCCUCCUCCACCUGCCACCCUCUUCCUCCCAGCGGACAGGUGCUGCUGAACAACUGUGAUUUGAAGCAACUUGGCCAGCCUCCUGAUGUGAUGGAUCAGAGCCCAGGUUUUGACGUCCAUGUUCAAGAGUUGCAUGCCAGGGAUUACUUCUGUAUGGUGGACCACAGCUCAAACAAGGUCCCCAGUAUCUAUACAGAGGCGUGAUGCUACUACUAAUACUACUCAGUCGUCUGAGGAGGGGACGGUCAGAAGAAUUGUCUUGAAUGCAGUGGCUUGGAGAUUUACCACACCCGGACCUGAAAGAGGGAUUUAAAACCUGCUGCAGCAAGCCUGAUCUGGCUGUAAAACACCGCCAUGAAAGACAGCUUGUGAAAUAAACUGUAAUUGAAAACACUAAAAUAGCGUCAGCACUCAUGUAGAUUCUAAAAUAUCUGCUUUGACUUGUUUACUCUGCUGCAUACGCCCACUUCUCCAAAUAGGGGUUUCUAUUCUUUAUAUGAAUAGAAAUUUGGUGUUGUUGUUGCAUGAAUUAGAGUUCAGC
Poecilia reticulata (guppy) is the source of this 3279-nucleotide messenger RNA. It is a transcript of the gene glis3, whose product is annotated as GLIS family zinc finger 3. The record is from RefSeq and is a predicted model, not a curated record. Gene Ontology annotation, molecular function: RNA polymerase II cis-regulatory region sequence-specific DNA binding; DNA-binding transcription factor activity, RNA polymerase II-specific. Gene Ontology annotation, biological process: regulation of transcription by RNA polymerase II. NCBI's taxonomy places the organism in Eukaryota, Metazoa, Chordata, Actinopteri, Cyprinodontiformes, Poeciliidae. Gene Ontology annotation, cellular component: nucleus.